CUGGCAGGAUGAAUUGCAGUAGAGAUGGUGUGAUCUCUGCGUCCAGCUCAUGGUCGUGUUUAUCACAGAAACAGCUGUCUGAUAUUCUCAUCACAACACAAAACAACAGACCCGCUGAUGACGUCAGAUCUGAAGAUCACAGGUGUGAAGCAGUGUGUUUGGAGCGAGCUGAGGAGGACUCACCGUGUGUCAUCACGCUCCUGUGUGCGCCCAACUCUGCAACUGUGAUCAGCAGUCUUCAGAUGGUCAGUGAAGCUCGUACUGUUGAAGUGUACUCGCUGUCUGGAGAAUACUGGGGCACCUGCCGCGGGGACCAAGUUCAAGGAUCAGACAGUGAUGGGUCUGAGGAUAAGAGAUCUUUGUACAAGAACUGUGUGGUGUUGGAAAGUCCUGCUGCAUCCUGUGAGGUGAAGCUGCUGUCUCUGGGUGGAUGCUCCUCUGUGGCUAUCGCUCGGCUGGCUGUGGGACUGGAGACGCUCAAGGACAGAAAGGGAGGUGCGAGCGUGGACCCAUGCAUUGAUCUGCAGCGUGUGCAGGCUAUGAUGGAGGAGAUGGGCACCACCCUCUCACCAAGAGCUCAGAACCUCAUGGAGUUGGUGCAGUGCCAGCAGAAGAAUAAAUCAGACAUGCCGAGUGGAUUCAUUCCUCUGCUCAUGGGAGGAGGAGCUUUGAGCGGUCUAUCAACAGGAGGCGGGGCUUCCACCUCUGCAAGGGUGGAAUCAGGUCUGCAUCCACUGUCCGUCUCUGAGCAGAAUCUGUCCAGCAGUAACCAGAAGCAGAUCCCAGGUGUCAUGUCGUCUCUGCAGAGUUCUAACACGUGUCCGGUCAGCCCAGACCUGCUGCCCAUGCUGCUGAGCGUAUGCGGUCAGGUCACACAGCUCCGUCUGGAGGAGGCCACGUCUCCAGAGAGGAAGAGGAAUGGAGAGCGGGAGGGUCAUAUGUGCUGCGGUGGCUUUGAGCAGGUGUUGGAGAAGAUUGUAGAGAAGAGGAUGGAGGAGAUGGAGAGGAGACUAAAGGAACAUAUGGAUGUGCGUCUGGAUGCUCUUCAACAGAGACUGGAGAUUACAUUUCAACAGGCACUGUCUCACACACCGCAACAUCCGCACUAAUACACAACCUGAGCACUUUUACACAGAGGAGCUUCUGACAAUCAUAUUAGUCAAUAAAGGGACAUUUAACCAGAAUUCAUGUUAACUAUCCCUUUAUAACAGAAGUGGUUCUAACGGUUCUGUUUUGGCAACAUUUUGAAAUCGUUUUUUUGUCACUGAUUUUCAUUAAUCCGUCCCAAGAGACUUAUUUGGUUUGUGAAGUAAUCAGCAUCUGUUGAGUGGUUUCACUAACUGCAGUCCACAAACUGUGUCAGGAGAUCUUAAGAACAGUGUUUUACUGUUGAUACACUUGUAAUAUUUUAUCCAGAAGACAUAACACAUGCUGCUACAAGUGCUAUUAUUCUAUUAUUCUGACUGUUAUAAAUGACUUAUUCUCACAGUUUGUUACACAUGUGAGUUGAUGUAACAGAAUGGUUGUACUCACUGACUGUGUUUGUGAAUAGAGGCCUUUAGCACAAUAAGCAGUGUAAGUAUUACCCGAAUGCUCACUGUGAAUUGCCUCUGUGAAAAUAUGUUUACGCUGAUCAUACUGGAGAACUAAAGACACAAAAAUGUAUAUAUAUAUAUUAAAUGCUAUUUAUACUAAGACUAAUAUUCUUUGUUUUUGUUAUGUAAUUGGUGGCAUACUGUUGAUUACCACAUUUUUGUCUUGAAACACAAAUUGUGUUUACAGUAAUGCACUUACAAGGGAAGUCUAUGGGGCAAGGCACUGCACCAGGAUAAACGUUAAAAUAACAUUGUUCUAGAGUAUAAUAAAUACUUGCAUGUUUACUGGUGUGGUAAAAUUGCCUACUAACCUUUCCUGUGUAAAUUUAUACCUAAUAUUUCAACUUCUGUCAUGACCACAAAAAGCUAAACAACAUGUGCAAGGAUGCAAAACAGAGCAAAGUUCAUCCACAAGAAUUACAUCAGGAACUCAUAACCAGAAAUUCACCUGCCUAGAAAAGUAGUUCCAUGGCUGAAAGGACAAUUUAGACAACAUUUUUGUUUGAAAGAAUUAAAAUAAAUGCUUUAACAAAAUAACAACCUUCAUAUUUCUGCUUUGAACCCUUAGGUACUAGAGUACCUUAUGACCUUCAAUUGUAAGUGCAUUACCCUAAACCAGAUACUUGUUUUUGCUUUAACUUGUAUUGAACCUGUAUUAUUCCUUCAGACACUUGUGAAGAAGUCUAGACCAGGACCACCAAAAUAUGAUGAUCCCCUUGCGAAGACAGCAUGUUGUUGGCAAAAUUAAAUAACUGACUAUAAUAUUGUUAUUGUACUAAAGUUGACAAUGUAUUUUUUUCUACCUUUCCACUAGAUGUACAGUAUAAACUAGAAGAGAAACUUUUUCAGUUCAAUUCAAAAUGUAUUUGUACUGUAUUGCAAUGCAAAUAAUUAGUAUUACAAGUAAAUAUUGUUCCGGAUAGCAGUCUUACAGAAAAUAUUGCUUUACAACCUCCAGUGAUCAUGCUAAUGGUAACAGUGGUGAGGAAAAACUCCCUAGAAAGAUUUCAGCACAAGUUUCUUGAAAGGAUGUAUGUUUUAGGAGAAACUGUAUGCAGAAUGUUUUUAUUUCUUUCUGUUUGAAAUGUGUCUGUCAGUAGAAUAAAACCCUAACCCACACAUUAACUUCUGGUAUUCUUGGCCGUCACCCAUCAACUGCCAAGGAAUGUUGCCUUGUUCGAGGAAAACUCAGCAACAGCAGAGAAAACGCAGCUUAACAAACACACUCCACACUGAAGAAAAAUCAGCAUAAAGAGUUUUUGGUACUCAAUUACUACAGCUAAAAAAAGUGAGUUUUAUAAGUCCUUAAGAGCACAUUUGUACCGUGACCUUUCGGAUCAGUUGACCCACGUUAAACAUAACCCUCAUGUUUCAGUCCUUAUCUAAAACCUAAACUCUAAUUCUACCUUGAUUCCUACACCCUAAAUUCACAAACCAUAAGCACUACAUCAUAAACCCUAAUUCGCGAACUUUAAACCAUAAAACCUAACAUAUAUUCCGAAACCCUUAACCCUUACUCUCUACCCAUAAAACCUAAACCCUAACCAUCUGUAAAUCCCAAACCCUAAUACCUACCCUCUAAACCCAAACAGUAACCAAUAAAUUUAGACCCCAAAUCCUGAUUCCUUAUCCCUAAACUCUAAAUUCUAACCAUAACCCAUUAAUCUAAUUCCUAAUAUCUAAACUCUCUAACCAAAAAACCUUAAUCUAAACCAACUGUAAAUCCUAACCCUAAUUCCUGCACUCUAAACCAUAUCCCAUGAAUUUAUACCCUAUAUCCCAAAUCCUGAUUCCUUUAUCCCAAACCCUAAUUCCUUUGCCUAAACUCUAAAUCCUAACCCUAAUUCCUACACUCUAAACCCUAACCCAUAAAUUUAGACCAUAAACACCAAACCCUAAUUUCUAAUCUCAAGAUUCCGACCCUAAUUCCUUCACGUUAACCCUUUGCCCCUUGCCUUGCCUUGUGAGUCUGUCGAGACUGCCUGUUUUCUGUCUGCACCGCAGUGAUGUUCAAACAGUGAGCUGUUGUUUUGUUAUGACUGAGAAAUGUUCUCUUCAGAAAUAGGUCAUCUGUGGAGGUGGUACCACUGAGGAACAGCAGCUGGUUUUGUGCACACACCAACACCAGUAUCCCAGAGGACAAGUGUCAAACCGGCCCGAAUGAAACAACAAAGACAUGCUGUGUUCCCACUUCAUGCAAACCACACAGAUGACCAUGCCAUGGAAACAAGACCACAGUCUUAAGAGUGAAAUGUGUAGUUCUAUGGAUGUUUAAACACUUUCUCCUAUCACAGUUUAAUAUGCAGAGUUAACUGUAACCCUUUUGAAGGUUGAUUUUGACAAAAAGUGUAAACACUAUGACUCUGUGGCGCUAUUGAAACAUUGGUCUGUUCAUUUGAAUGACCUGUCAUCGCAACAUUGGCUUGACGUCCGUUGCACAUUCAUGAGUAUUACGAGAGAAGCUCGUUCACAGUGGCACACCUGACCUUAUUGAUGUUGUUUAGCGCCAGUCAAAGCGCAAGUUCUCGUGAGAAUACACAUGCAACUGUGAACGAGGUCUGCCUUUGGAAGACUUGAAAUAUGACACAAGUCGUAUGGACUACUUUUAUAAAACUUUUGAGUUCUGUUAAAUGCUUUUACAGUGAGGCACUAUUGACUGCCACUGAAUUGAAAAGUUCAAAAGCUUUGAAACAACGGGUGAGUAAAUUAUGACAUUGUUCAUUUUUGGGUGAACUAUUCCAUUAAACAUGCAUUUGCAAUGUCAGAUAUGUGAAUGACUGGGAUGAGCUAACAAACUGUGUUGUCCUCUGGAAAACACAAGACAUCACAGUGUUUUUUGCACCAGUCCAAACAGUCAAAUAGUAGGACAUGAUAUAGACACUAUUUACUGUAAAUUAGAAGAGAAUCUGUGAUGUUUAUACAAAAAGGGCUUGAAGCUUUUUUUUUUUUUUUUUUUUUUGUUUCAGCAAAGGUGAAGUCCUUAACCUGUAGAAAAUUCAGGAGGUCAAACUAAAUGUAACUUUUAAAAAAAUUAACACAAUUAAUCAUGUCCCUGGACCGUAAUGAGGAGUGUAAGCCUUCAUGUUCUUCUGAGUCUCAGUCAGCAGGGGGCAAACAGCACAACUCUGACUAACAGCAGCCACACAAGAUGAGGACACGUUCUUGUGUUCAAACACAACUGGACUGAGCAAAACGCUCGGAUCUCAGAUAAAUUCAAUGGCAAAAUGAAUUGCUGUGCACUGCAGGACAAUGAUAGACUUUAUGUUCAAUAAUAUGGAAAUAAACAAUAUAUUGACUGUAUUCUAAAGUCACUUUUUGUAUUAUCAAUGCUUUACUCAUCUGCAACAAUAAUGUAAUGCAUUUUAAUGAUCUGAAUUAUUAUAUAUUCUAUUUAUAAUUAUUGAAUCAUUACAAAUUGAAUUAAGCAUAUUUUUAUUUGGGGACCUUUUCUCUACAAAUGUUGAUACAUGCAAUUUACUGUGAAUAAUCUGAUUAAUCAUCUAAUUAAUCUUCUUUAAAAUAAAUAUCGAUUAACAGCCAUAAUUAGUAUAGUAAUUAUAUUAAUAUAACAUAAUAUUGUACUACUAAAUAUUAAUUUUGCAUGAGGUUUGUGAUUUUUACGUCCCUGUUACUAGCGUUUCGGUUUGAAUAGUUUGAAACCUAAAUGUAAUUUUGUUCCUUUCUAUCAAUAGAAGAAAUAAUGUCAGAAUGUGUAACAGGGUUAUUUAACCUUAUUUAUCUCGCAGUAGCUGGUUUGGCACCAAAUGUUAGUUUAGUUAUUGAUAACCUUAUAAUUCCCAUAACAUUCAGAAAAAUGUGGAAUUGUUUUUCUUAUACAAAAACUUUGGGAACAGGGAUGAAUGGUUGAGCUAGACAAAUGCAGUCAACACUCCUAAAUGAAAUGAGAUUUUUUUUUACUUCCUGUACAUUAUACAAUAAUUACAUGGUGUAAUUAAACUAAAAAAAAAAAGAAAAAAAUUCAUAACCUGUUGGUGGAAAGUGCCAUACACGUUUUGAGUAUUAUGUAACAGUCACCAUGAACAUAUUUGUUUGUAAUAAUCAUGACAGUAAAAUUCACUGAGAAAGAGAACAAAAACCUUUCAUAGUGACUGAGACACAGACAGAAUUUGGUCAUUUAUGUUUUUAUUUCAUCUGUGCCCUUGUGUCGACCCCAGAUCCACUGAGCGUCCUCCAAGAUCAACAAUGAAGUCAAACCUGACCGGUUAUGUCUGAGUUCCUCUGACUGAAGUUGUUCUGUUAGGCAGACGGGGAAAAACAUUCCAAACUACUGAACUCGCAUGCAAUGAAUGAGUGUUUAUGUAACAUUGUGUAAUUUGUGUGCCUUAUAUCCACUCUGGGAAAACUGAGCACAUUUAAGCAUUUGAAUUGUAUUGUAUUGUUUUUCUCCCUGUAGGCCUGCAGUAAACAACUAAGUCUGAGUAAAGGGCAUAUUUAAUGUGACAGAAACAUCAUGUCUCCAGCCUUAUGAGGGCCCAGAGCAAUGGGGUUGGGAGAUACCUUCACAGCACAGCAUAGAGAAAUUAUUUUAAGCAGGGUUUGAGGUCAUCUGAGAUUGACAGGACACAAAUUCCCCGCAGCACUGAGCUUUGGUGUAAUUUUGCAUAAUAUCUCUUAAAGAGAAAUUAUUCUCAAAUUGAGUGACAGUUUUAUGUGGCUCUCGCUGCUCAUAUUUGUAUGUACUGCAUUUGUUGAAGAACACACUUCUCGGCCAGUAAAAAAAAUAAGUUUUGUAUGUAUGAAUACAAGUAGUCUGAAUAGAUUCCGGACAUAUUUCCAUCCAGGGUUGCGGGCAUUGUCCCGUGACCAUCCCGUAAAUAUAUAACGUAAUAACAACAGCCAUGGAUAUAAUCU
This is a messenger RNA of Myxocyprinus asiaticus (Chinese sucker), 6467 nucleotides long. RefSeq names its product ATPase PAAT-like. NCBI's taxonomy places the organism in Eukaryota, Metazoa, Chordata, Actinopteri, Cypriniformes, Catostomidae. The coding region runs from base 9 to 1109 and encodes 366 amino acids. The transcript is spliced from 6 exons. The record is from RefSeq and is a predicted model, not a curated record.